AUGUCCUUCAAGGAGGUGUUUCAAUUCAGCAUGUUCCGUAAGAGGAGCUGCGACGUUCUUCUAGGAGGCUCUGAACUUCGGCAAGAGAUAGCUAGGCUGGCAAUGCUGCACGCUGGGCUGGCGAACCACUCUGCGAUGGAGACCCAGGUUCAACCAGAAGUUUCGGCUCUUGUCCAGAUCGAGGCAGCGAUCUUGAGCCGUUACACACCCAAAGCAAUCGUUCGGCUGCUAGGCGUUCAAUGGCUUUCCGGCAUCGCUGCAGCGGACUCUGACGAUGGUGAAUACUACGAUUCAGACUAUGAUGAACGCCCGCAAGUGUUCGGAAGUGUUUUCAGCACUGUGGCGGAGGAUGGGUUUCAGCCUGUGGUCAACAAACGCUCCCAAUCCAAUGCACGUCCUCCUGGCUGGCCGCCAGCUCAUCUCAAAGCCUACCCACACGGCAUGCAGAAGCUUCGUGACGAACAUAAGAUGAAAAAAUUCAAGAGGAGGUGA
Letharia columbiana is the source of this 492-nucleotide messenger RNA. RefSeq lists its product as uncharacterized. The coding region runs from base 1 to 492 and encodes 163 amino acids. The record is from RefSeq and is a predicted model, not a curated record. NCBI's taxonomy places the organism in Eukaryota, Fungi, Ascomycota, Lecanoromycetes, Lecanorales, Parmeliaceae. The transcript is spliced from 2 exons.